This is a messenger RNA of Coffea eugenioides, 393 nucleotides long. Its product is annotated as MADS-box transcription factor 47-like. The transcript is spliced from 3 exons. Gene Ontology annotation, molecular function: DNA-binding transcription factor activity, RNA polymerase II-specific; RNA polymerase II cis-regulatory region sequence-specific DNA binding; protein dimerization activity. Gene Ontology annotation, biological process: regulation of transcription by RNA polymerase II. The coding region runs from base 1 to 393 and encodes 130 amino acids. The record is from RefSeq and is a predicted model, not a curated record. NCBI's taxonomy places the organism in Eukaryota, Viridiplantae, Streptophyta, Magnoliopsida, Gentianales, Rubiaceae.
AUGGUGAGAGAGAAGAUCAAAAUCAAGAAAAUCGAUAACAUCACGGCAAGGCAGGUGACUUUCUCCAAGAGGAGACGAGGGCUUUUCAAGAAAGCUGAAGAGCUUGCUGUUUUGUGUGAUGCUGAUGUUGCCCUCAUAAUCUUCUCAGCCAUUGGCAAGCUCUUCGAGUUCACUAGCUCAAGCUUCAACACAUUCCAGCAAAUUGCAACUGCUUAUAUUGCUUCUCCUACUCCAUAUUUGAGGACAAAUCUAUUAGAGGAUAAGCGGCUCUUUACUCGCUUGGACGACAUCGAAUAUUGGUUGGGACGGAUGGACACGCACUUGGAGCAGAUUGAAUAUCAUCUAGGCAUUCCUCUACCUCAUGAUAGCGAUGAAGACAAAGCCAAUGAUUGA